AUGGGCGUAAAGCUUUAUACUUUAAAAACCGGUUUUUUUAAGCGUAUUGCGGUAUUUUUAAAAAAUUAUUUAAAUUUCCAUUAUGGAAAUGAAAGCCUGCGCGUUUGCAAGCGCGACAAAAUCCACGAAAAAAUUAAUCCAUUUAAAAAGGGUUGUAAUUUUUUUCGAAGCGGUUUUGCUUGCGGUAUCCUUUGUUUUAAACGCUUUUUUAUGCUUGGCUUUAAAAUUACUUUCGCCCGGGCCUUUAUUGCAAAAAAAUCGAAAUUUAGGGUUUCGUUGGCCUCAACGUUCGGAAUUAACAACAAAAUUUGCUUUGGCAAAAAAAACUUUGUUAAAGGAAAUUUUAAAAGCGGUUUAAAAGUUGCCGGGCUUAUAAUUGUUGCAAGCAAAAGGGAUAAGCACGGUAUAAGGCUAUUCCGGUUAAUAUGCUUUAAAAAAAAAGGAUUUAAAGUGCAAGCAACGUUCGGAAUUAACAACAAAAUUUGCUUUGGCAAAAAAAACUUUGUUAAAGGAAAUUUUAAAAGCGGUUUAAAAGUUGCCGGGCUUAUAAUUGUUGCAAGCAAAAGGGAUAAGCACGGUAUAAGGCUAUUCCGGUUAAUAUGCUUUAAAAAAAAAGGAUUUAAAGUGCAAGGUCCCGUAAAGGCCUUUGCCCUUUAUAUACACGUAACUCCCUGUCCUCCUUGCUUACUAAGCUUCCCUCUUAACGCCUGGAAGCGUCAUACGCUUCCAGGCAGGGGGACCGCUCUUCCGAUGCCUCAGGCAUCUGAUAUUUAUGCUUAA
Molecule: messenger RNA, 780 nt
Organism: Gaeumannomyces tritici R3-111a-1
Lineage: Eukaryota; Fungi; Ascomycota; Sordariomycetes; Magnaporthales; Magnaporthaceae
Exons: 8
Coding region: 1-780 (259 amino acids)
Source: RefSeq, a predicted model, not a curated record